This is a messenger RNA of Rosa chinensis, 4144 nucleotides long. RefSeq lists its product as uncharacterized. Bases 897 to 3539 code for a protein of 880 amino acids. The transcript is spliced from 6 exons. Lineage: Eukaryota; Viridiplantae; Streptophyta; Magnoliopsida; Rosales; Rosaceae. The record is from RefSeq and is a predicted model, not a curated record.
UUAUGAAAUUGUGGGUAGGUUCAUUUAAGUAAAAUUGUUUUGGUUAUCUGACAAAUUUUCAUUUCUGAGAAAUUUUCCCCAGAAACAUACAGAAAUGCCUGUUUAUACUAAUUUUGGUAUUAAGUUAGCUGAUAAUCACCUUAUAGGGACAGGUGGAACAGCACUAAGAUUUGGGUAACACAGUUAAAGAUAUUGUGGCCUGACUUUCCUCUUUUUCCUUUUUUGUUCUUUAAUUUCCAUUUAUUGGGGAAUAGUCUCUUUUAAGUGUCCCAUCUUUCUUGGGAAAUGAAUUCACAUCUUCAUGGCUUUUCUAUCACUCAAGUUUUGAGUCAUGACUUGAGGGUUAUGUUCUAUCAUAAAAAACAGGUUGCUUCAAUUUUCCUUUUUUCUUCAAUAAACAAAUCUUAUUAGGUAUGAUUUGUUGAAGAAAACACAUGGUGGGUCAUAUGGACAUAAAAAGAGGACAAACUAAAACAAGACAAAUUAGUUAUACAAAAUGCAGAGAAGACCCCUCUUUCUCUCAGCACAGACCCACCUGUUUCUGUCACACCUACAUCAUACUCUUUCUAACACAUCCAUAAUUGAAAAUUAUAUUGGAUAUUUAUAGUAGAUUAAAGUCCACAAAUAGAUUUAUUUGUACUUAUAUAUGUGUUUGGAUACUAGAAAGCCUUGUCCUUUACAUGCAAACCUUCUCUGUGUGCAAUUAUGUUUUUCUAAUCUUACGUUCCAGGGCACAGAACAAAUAUGCCGCCCCAAAAGAAAAGAAAAGGAUUGUUAUUUGGAUCAUUGGAUUUCAAAUGAAGAAAAUUUGUAUGCUAUGAAGUUUCUACUUAUUUCCUAGGUUGAUGCUGUAAAUUUGGUGUCUGUUAUAGGCAAGCUCUCAUAGUUCAGUCAUCAUGGCAAGGAUGACACCACCAAAGAGCCCUAUGGUAUGUGAGAAGUACCAGACAGGCUGUAUGUGGCGUUUAUAUGGCCUCUUCGACUUUCGCCAAAGUCAUUCUGAUAAGAAGCUGCUUUCAGAUAAUAAGAGGCAUUCAAACAGAUUUGAUAAUAGAAUUUCUAAGAACAAGUUGGAUUUGCUUAACAAUUUGGAUGAGAAGAGCCAAAGCAUGGAUGACAAAAUGACGGACAGAACUCAAACAGUUGAUUCUGGUAUGGCAAGUAAAAGAAAGCAUAAGGGGGAAAAGUUAUCCACUGAGCUGCAGAUGAAUAAGAAAAUUGAUUCUGAUGAAUUGAAACAUAUGCAAUCCAAUUCAAAACUUGCUUGUCAGUUACCUAAGAAGAAAGGAAAGGCUAGCAAAACUAGUCAGAUAUCUCAUCCUCUUUCACCUCAGGGUCUGAAAUGUGAAGCUAAGAAUGGGAAACCUUCUUAUUCAGUUUCAGUAGAAACAUCUUCAAACAAGCUCAACUCGGCAGCAUUGGCAAAAGAGGUGCGUGGAAAAAAGAGAAGAGGAUUUGGUUGUAAAAGUAUUAAUUAUGAGAUUACUCUUCCACAAGUACAGAAGAAUGCAGCUGAGGCCAUCAUAAAUCAGAAAUUCAUUGAUGAAAAGUACAUCAGGACAGAUGGGGUGAACCACCAGUCUAGACAAUUAUCAGAUGCAUUAGAGAUUUUGAAUUCUAAUCAAGAAUUAUUCAUAAAGCUCCUACAAGACCCAAAUUCUCUUCUAGCAAAACAUAUUGAAGACCUCAGAGAAUCUCAGGCAGUAAAACAUCAGAUUAAAUCUCCCUCUGACAUCAAUGUUUCAGAACCAAGGCGAUGUGGUGGUCCUGCUGGUAAUCAGAAGUCGAAAUCCUGUGAUACCUACUCUUCUGAGGAAAGUGAUGAUUCCCAUUUUUCAGACAGAAUAGUAGUUUUGAAACCCGGCCCAAGUAGCAUGCAAAGUGCUGAAGACAAUAUUAAGUGUUCCUCUCUGCAAUCUUAUUACAGCUUGAGAAAUAACGGGCAGAGUGAAAUGCCUGCGAAUAUUUCUUUUAGUCAGAUAAAGAAGAAGUUGAGACAUGCUAUAGGGGUAAGCAGAAAAGAGCAACACUCUAAGUCAAUGGAUGGUACAUUACAUGGAUCUCCCUAUGAAGGCUCGAAAGAGGAUUGUAAAGGAAAAGGUGUGGAGAUCAUUAGAAGAAAUUCACCUGGUGGAGGAAUGAUAAUGUCUUCUCUUGAUGUAAAGAAAAGAGACAACAUGAGCGAGGGGAGAGAAUGUGAAUCACAAAUUCAGUGUGAAACUGCAUCAACCAGUGGAAGUGGUCUUGGGAACUUAAACAUUUCAGUUGUUUGCCAUCCUAGGCUAAAGGAGUCUGAAAGUUCUUUGGAGGCUAGAUUGUUGGAAUUGUUAAACAGUGGAAACAAGGACAAAAACCACAAAAAGCAGGAACUGAAAACCCUGGAAAGGGUGAUAUCAUUUCCUGAGCACGACUUCUUGCCUACACGCAGUCCUGUAGGACUUUCACCCAACAGCAACUGCCAACUGUUAUAUGAGAACAAAUGGAGGCUUCAGAAAGAAAAAACCAGCUGCUCAAGUCCUACAGAGAAUAAUCGCACCAUGCACCAAGGAGAAAUCAAUUCUUUAAAACAGCCCUCUGAAUCAGAAAGUGCUUGCAGAAAUGGUACUGUGGAAACUAAAGAUACUGUCCACCCAGGAGAAAAUAGUUCUUUGGGAGCUCUAAGAAGAUCCAAUUGCAUGGAGAAGACCAGUACCACAGAAACUAGUGAUACUGUAUACCAAGGAGAAACUGAUCCUGCAGAGACACAGUCUGAACUAAAUUGCAAAGACAAGGCUCUUGAUUGGAGUACAGAUAAAGCUGACUUGUACGAGGAAGAUGAAUAUAUUAGGACCUCCAGACAGGAGCAGCCAUCAACAUCUUCACCUGAUGUUUUCCAGUCACCUCCAAGAAUUCAGAGAGGGGAAGAUUCUGCUAGCAUCGAAGAUAAAGGAGAGCACCCAAGUCCGGUAUCUGUACUUGAGCAGUUUUUUGUAGAUACCAUAUCUGAACCUGCUGAAGAGCACCAUUCUGCUCGUCAUGUGAGGUCCCCUAUCCGCACUGACAGUAGCAGUACCUCUUCUUUGAAUGAACAUGAAUUGAUCUCCGAGUAUAUUCAGGCAGUGCUGCGAGCUGCAAGCUUAGAUUGGGAUGAAAUCUCAAUGAUGUGCGACUCAACAGACCAACUGCUUGACCCGUUCUUGUUUGACACAGUAAAGCUGCAGGCAAACCAACUCCAAGGUGAUUGCAUGCUCUUCUUUGACUGUAUAGAUGAAGUCCUUGUCGAAGUAUACCACAGUGACCUUCGAUAUUCCCCUUGGCUGUCAUUUAUCAAGCCAAAUGUUCGACAACUUCCGAUUGAGAAAACUGUGAUUCAUAAGGUGAUGAAGUAUGUUGACUGGUACCUCUCACUUCAUCCGUCACCCCGGACAUUGCAGCAGGUUGUUCAGAUGGAUAUAGCACGAUCUGGAACAUGGAUAGAUAUCCGGAAGGAUGCUGAGGAUGUCAUUUUUCAGAUGGUAGAAGAUGUUUUAGAAGAAUUGAUAAUAGAAACCAUAAUUUAGCAGCUGCCCUUCAGACGAAUAGUAUAUUGCUAUAUAGACGCACAUUUGUCUGCGCUGGACUAAGGAAAUUAGUUAAGCAUCAGUAGGUUAGAAAAACUGGGUGUUGAAGUUAUACUUGAAAUGCCUUCUGAUUCCUCGAACACAUCAUGCAAACACAGUUUUACAAGUUGACCACAACAUGGGGAGAUGACACGAUAUGGGAGGAUUUCUGAGGUUUCUUGUUGCAGUACACCAUUGAACACAUCUUUAUGGCCAGAUGUACAUAUGAUCGGUCUGCUCCUCUGCGGUAUACCCUUGAAUCCAAUAGAAGGCUCAAGUUUCCUGUAUAUUGUGUAUAGUUUAUAACUUUGUAUACAGGUAGUUAGGUACUAAUUUUUGCUUUAAAGAAAGAUCUUGCUGGGGUGCCUAGGCUCUUCUAUGUGUUAGGAUAGUUUGCACUUUGCAGUCCUCUACUGUACACUUGUUUCUUGUUUUGCCUCAUCCCCCCAAAUCCAAUUUACAGUUAAAGAAAAGGAAUAAUAUGACCGGAUGAGCAGUCCAUGCGUUGAUAGUUGGUCAAUAUGAGGCUUUUAUUUUUGAAAUGACGCUUCAUAUUGGUUGAUAAA